AUGGGCACCACCGCCCUGCCCUACCGCGACAUCAAUGUGCACUCGUCGCCCGCGCACUACGCCUUCUCCUCCCCAUCGUCCCCCUCUGCCCCGACGCUGGUAAUCGACCGCCCUUCUGGCGACAUUCGCCUGCACGAUGGCAAGCUCCUGGGCUCAAAGCGCGUCUCGAGCGUGGCAGGCAUCCUCGGUAUCAUCAAGCUGCGGCUAGACAAGUACAUCAUCGUCAUCACCAAGGCCCAGCCCAUGGGCCGGAUCAAAGGCCACAUGAUCUACAAGGUCGUUGCGACCGAGUUCCUGCCAGUGCGCGAGCGACCGCUGCACGACCCCGACGAGGACAACUACCUCAGCCUGCUCAAGACGCUCAUCAAGACGUCGCCUCUGUACUUUUCCUACUCCUUUGACAUCACCAACAGCUUCCAGCGCCAGGCGCACCUCGACCCCUCGACCCCCCUCUGGAAGCGCGCCGACGACCGCUUCUUCUGGAACCGCUUCGUUUCGAGCGACCUGAUCGACUUUCGUGGAGGCCUUGGCGGUGUAUAUGGACGGCACUCGAGCGGGCAGCAGCCCAAUGUGGACCCGUAUAUCCUGCCUGUCAUGUACGGCAUGAUGGAGAUUAAGAACACGUCCAUCAAGGGUACCCCGCUUACCUUCAUCUUGAUUACCCGAAGAUCGCGUCUCAAGGCGGGAACGCGGUACUUUUCGCGAGGCAUCGACGAGAACGGCAACGUGUCCAACUUCAACGAGACGGAACAGUCCAUCAUACUGAACGACAAUGCAUCGGGCGGCCCAGGCGGCUUUGGGUCGAACCAGAAUGGGGCAGUUGGCGGGAAUCCUGGAAAGGAAACACAGGUCCUCGCCUACGUGCAGACCAGAGGCAGUGUGCCCGUCUACUGGGCUGAAAUCAACACGCUCAAAUACACGCCGAAGCUGCAGGUACGAGGUGUGGAGAAUGCGCUGCCAGCUGCGAAGAAGCACUUUGCCGAACAAAUACGCCUUUACGGUGACAAUUGGCUCGUCAACCUCGUCAACCAGAAGGGUCGCGAACAGCGGGUCAAAGAGGCGUACGAGCAAAUGGUCGACUACCUAGUCAGCUCGCCAGUUGAUAAUGUAGAGGGCGAUAGCAUUACCGCCGAAAGAUUCCAUCUCAUUGAGCCUGCAAACGCGCAAACCGCCUACGACCGCCUGCACUACAUCUACUUCGACUUCCACAACGAAACCAAGGGGCUGCGAUGGGACCGUGCGAAGCUACUGCUGAACCAGCUGGAACCACACAUCUUGAAGCACGGGUAUUUCCGCGGUGUGGAUAUGCCAGGCGACGCCGGCCGCGUCGAGGUCCGACGGCACCAGACUGCUGUCGUUCGAACCAACUGCAUGGACUGUCUGGACCGCACAAACGUCGUGCAGAGCAUGAUUGGCCGCUACAUUCUCUCGCGCAUGCUCAUCGACCUUGGUCUGAUGCACGAAGGCGAGAGCGCAGAGGAAGACCAGGCAUUCGAGUUCCUCUUCCGCAACGUGUGGGCUGACAAUGCAGACGUCGUCUCCAAGUCGUACUCUGGCACAGGAGCGCUCAAGACGGACUUCACCCGCCUGGGGAUCCGCACCAAGCAGGGUGCUCUCCAGGACUUGAGCAACUCCAUCACGCGAUACUGUUUAAAUAACUUCAAGGACGGCCCGCGACAGGACGCAUUCGAUCUCUUCCUAGGCACCUAUCUACCUAGCGAUGAUGGCAUUGGUGGGCAGUUGCUAUUUGCGGACCGAAGACCCAUCUUCAUCCAAUCAAUACCCUACAUCCUCGCUGCCAGCAUCUUCUUCAUCCUUGUUGGCAGCCUUACUCGCCGUGCACCCGAGGCAACCAUCUGGCCGUUACGCCUCUUGCUACUCCUCUCUCUUGUCACGGCUGGCAUGUGUCUCAGUUUUGUCUGGGGUAAUGGCACGCUUUAUGUCAACUGGCCGAAGCUCAACCGCCUUCCAGCACAAGUCGAGUCUUACCAAGAAACGCUCUCCAAAGUAUCGCACCACGCUGUUGUUGGGCCUCUGGUAGGUACGAGGCAUGAGCGCGGAAAGAGCGAUGCUAGACUAUUGGGGUUGGAGGAAGGGAAGAAGAGGAUAGAGUAAUUUGGACAGGACCUUGAACAAUGUCCGCUGGGCUUUCAUGGUGAUGCAUCGGUAGAUCUUGCAUAGCUUAUAAGAUGUAGUAGAUUUUAAUAGAGGUUUAAUGCGACAGAAGGUGUAUUUCAACAGUCGUUCUUGGAACCGUAGAAGCGUACUGGCCCACAUUAAUGUGACUGUAGAUCUAAAGGUGGGUAUAUGUCUUGACGGCGAGCUUUGUGAAGGAGAAUAUGGUGCAUUAAGAUUUUACUUGCAAGACGGGGAUCAUGGGGUCGUACAGGGUAUUACAAUGAAAGAGGUU
Cucurbitaria berberidis CBS 394.84 is the source of this 2410-nucleotide messenger RNA. RefSeq lists its product as uncharacterized. Gene Ontology annotation, biological process: phosphatidylinositol dephosphorylation. The coding region runs from base 1 to 2115 and encodes 704 amino acids. Gene Ontology annotation, cellular component: endoplasmic reticulum. Gene Ontology annotation, molecular function: phosphatidylinositol-4-phosphate phosphatase activity. The transcript has 3 exons. NCBI's taxonomy places the organism in Eukaryota, Fungi, Ascomycota, Dothideomycetes, Pleosporales, Cucurbitariaceae. The record is from RefSeq and is a predicted model, not a curated record.